AUGUCUGACCCAAUCAUCUUGCCCCUGGACACUCCAGGGCCAAUAACAGAUACUGCAUAUAACGAAAGCAUUGCGAAAGGCGCCAGGCUUUUGCGAAUGCUGGAAUCAAACGACCACGAUGCCGGACAGCUGAUGAACCCAGCACGCCCCACCGCCCAGAGCGAAUUCACUUCGAGGCAAGCCCUAGCUAACUAUGGCUACACAGAUGUCUCAUGGCCGUCCGUCCUCGAUAGAAAAGCACUCCAGUCACUGAAAGCCGCUCUCGAGGGGAUCGGCGUAAACACAGAGUUGAUUUGCGAUGGAGGCACGAACGUAGUCAUUGUGCACCGGCACGAACAUGGUAUCGAGUAUUUGAACGACGCGGCGAGUUUCCAACAAAUCUGUAACCCGGAUCAGGGCGUUUUGAUUGCGAAUGUCAAUACUUCUGCCAGUGCAAUUGCUCGUAGUUGCCCUGAGUUGACUAUUCCGUCUCUACAUCACUGGUCGGACGUUGCAUAUAUGCAGUGGCUCGAAGCCUGUGACCAGACCGCUUCCGAGCCGGAUUCGAUCAGAUACGUCUUCCGCCUCAGGGUUAUGAAUCCAACAACGACUGCCGUAGUCCAGAGGGUGAUGGCUAAUCGCGGUCAUGGCACUUUCACAUCCUAUCCUGGCGAAACUUUCGAUAUUGACAGCGAAGAAGGCAAAGCGAUCCUGGGGACGCCGAACGGAGUUGGUGUGGCGUGGCUGUUGAUUCAGAGGAAACGAGAGCUGGGACAUGAAACGAUCAAGGAUGUCACGGUCUUCUGGGCGGAGUAUGAGGGGAAGAGUCCUGGUGAUUACCCAAGCCUGCUGUUUCGUAUCGACUAG
This is a messenger RNA of Parastagonospora nodorum SN15, 846 nucleotides long. RefSeq lists its product as hypothetical. The record is from RefSeq and is a predicted model, not a curated record. The transcript has a single exon. The coding region runs from base 1 to 846 and encodes 281 amino acids. NCBI's taxonomy places the organism in Eukaryota, Fungi, Ascomycota, Dothideomycetes, Pleosporales, Phaeosphaeriaceae.